Molecule: messenger RNA, 1473 nt
Organism: Andrographis paniculata
Lineage: Eukaryota; Viridiplantae; Streptophyta; Magnoliopsida; Lamiales; Acanthaceae
Exons: 6
Coding region: 611-1447 (278 amino acids)
Biological process (GO): GPI anchor biosynthetic process
Cellular component (GO): endoplasmic reticulum membrane
Source: RefSeq, a predicted model, not a curated record
CAAUUCGCAGCAGCUUCACUCUUUCUUUUCUUUCACAAUUCUUUAAUUUCUUCCUUCCUAAGUUCCUCCUCGUAGACCGUCGGUUCAAACCGAAAACCGCCGGUUCGCGGUUUGAGAAAAUCACAGACCGAAUUCGAACUGUGAGAAUGACGGUUUCGGUUCGGUCCGUGCGGUUUUGAUUUGAACCGAAUGGACAAGUCGACUCACUACUUCUUCUCCCCGUUGCAGCUGUCGCCGGUGAGAUUUAACUAUUUAACGGUUUUUUUUGCCUUCGAUACUUGCUGCUGCUGCCGCCGCCGCCGGUGGUUUCAGAAUUGGAUCGACCAAACAAGAUUUUACUUAGAUUUUGAGCUUCAAUAAUGAAGGGCAUAAAUACUAUUGCUUGAUCAUGUAGCUGUUGGCCCCGGGAGAAGGAAUCUCUCUUUAAUUUUUCAUUAUCUAUCCUAGGCUCGAGUUCGACUGGGAAGGGUCGCCACGGUUUGCACCCCAUAAGGUGUUUGCUGAACUCAGUUCGAUUGCUGGAAUUACCAGCGGACAUUCCAUAGCUAAGAAUUCACUUACUGCGUCAUUCUAUAAAAAUAUCAGUGUUUUGUUCAGGUCAGAUUUGGAAAUGGUUCUUCAUCCAUUUCAAGCGCAGAUUGUAGUGAUGUUUCUUACGAUUUUUGGCUCUUCCUAUGGCCGAGCAGGUUUUGUGGAGAAAUACAUUUCGCAGAGUUAUUUUGAGAAAUAUGAUAGUUUGAUAGAUUCAAAAUUCAGUCAGUUUAUAGCAGAGGAAAUCCCACUUGGCCUGUGCAUUGUGCGCAGAGAUGGAAACUGCAUUACACCUACAUUGUCUACUCUACAUCGAGAUGUCAUCGGUGAAGGUUCUCAUCGACGAUUAUCAUCUUCGAUCACCUUUAAGUUUCAGCCCAAGGUCGAGCCUGAUCUGACUGGUCAAUCUUGUAAACUUAUUGUCAUUGAAAGACUACCCUCUGGUGUGUUUGCAGAUCCGUUCGAGCUUCAGCAUCUUAUCCAGCGUGGCGUGUUUGCCGAUGCAGCUGUCUUUGGCGACACAAAUUUAGAGCUACCCUCUUUCCGGUCAAAUCAAUCUGUUGUGGAAAUACACAUGAACAUUGCCUCUAAAGAAUCCCAAUUGGGACUUAAUCUCGAAGUUCCUUUGCACGCACGGUAUCAACCAUUGGGAGACGAAGGGUAUUCGAGGGUUGAGUUUGGGAAACCCGAUUGGGUUAUGUGUUGCAGCCCCGAAGGUAAUGUGAGUUGCGCCUUAAUGCUUGCAGACCGUAUUUCAGAGAGUCGGGUUACAUGGGAGAUACCGUGCGGGAUGAAAAAACAUGUGGGAGUUGUGUCUAGUGUUACUUUUGGGUUUGCUAUUAUGGCUGCCUUGCUUAUCAUACUGGCUUCUGUUUGCUAUUCAGACAACAACAAUUUCUUGCUCUCGCAAGAUUGAUUCGAUUAUAUAUUAUUUUUUUUUUU